Molecule: messenger RNA, 3168 nt
Organism: Sparassis crispa
Lineage: Eukaryota; Fungi; Basidiomycota; Agaricomycetes; Polyporales; Sparassidaceae
Exons: 1
Coding region: 1-3168 (1055 amino acids)
Source: RefSeq, a predicted model, not a curated record
AUGCUCGUUGGCUCCUCGCAACACGGUGCACAAUCGGAACAUUCCUCCCCCUUGUCUGGUUUCAAGUUCACGAUCAUUGGCCAACCCCCAGCGCUGCUGCAGCGACUCGGACCUGCGCAGGAGGAUUCACAGUAUUCUUCUCCUUCGCCACCGUCCUUGACUUCCGAAUUGCCCAGCGCGCAAGAAGCACCGCGCACCAGACCCUCGUUACUCGAGGCUCUGAGCAAUUCCGGCGACAUAAUAUUGAACGCUGAAGACAGUUCGAACAGUUUACUUGUCCCUGUCUUUCCCGAAAACGCGUCGACAGAACCUCCUCAUCAACCUUCCCUUGUUCCUUCACCACACAAUACGGUGUCGCAGAUUAGUAUGACAUCUAUUCGUGCGGAUCAUACUCUUGCAGGCUCUCCCAGGACCCCCACCGUGCCUGCUACGAACGACGAUACCCGAACUAAUGAUUAUGUGCCCAUUGGCAAGGGGGACACCACCGCCGUCCUUCAGGAGCAUACGCAUUUAUCCCGUCCAUCGCCCUCGCCUGACUUAUUCACUUUUCUGUCCCUCCUUACGCAAGAACAGGCUGAUUGGGACGAGAUACGCAACCUGAAGGAAAAGUACCAAGACGAGUAUAAGGAAUUACUUCUCAGAAAGGACGAAACGCAACGGGCCGUGCAGAGAGAGCUGGAUCAGGCAAACAAGCUGUUUGCUCUUGCGGAGUCAGCGCUGGAGAAGAUGGAACUGUUGCGCUUGAAGCAGGAUCAACGUCUAUCCUCGGAGAAGCAUAAGGCGGAGGCCCUUGCCGCAGAAGCUGCCAAGUUGCUUGAACAAAGGGAUCAAGCCGAAUUGCAGAAGGCCAUGGAUGAACGGCGUAGGAAUGAAGCUGAAAGACAGAUGGAGGAAAAGCGUCAACAGGAAACGGCGGCUGCCGAAGCAGAAGCGGCAGCAGAGCAAGACAGAUUGAGGAAACUGGAGGAACAGCGAGCAUCAGAGGAGGCGAACAAGCGCAGGUGCGAAGAAGAGGGCAGGCUAAAGGCGGAAGAAGACGGGAGACGCAAGACGAAGGAGCGGGAGGCCGUUUUUGUGCGGGCGCAAGAAGAGAAACGUUUACAAGAACAGGAGGCUGAAGAACGAGAGAAACUACGUCAGCAGGAACUUCGGAAAGCGAAGGUCAUGGAACAGAAGAAGGCGGCGGCGGCUGACAACGCCGCACGUAGUCGUGCUGCUCAGCUCAAGGCGAAACUGGAGAAGGAGAAAAGCGAAGCCAAUUCACAGUUGUCAGCUCCUCCGCCUCUCCCGCCUUCGACCACUUCGAUUUCAACGCCACCAGGUAAGGAGCGGCAUGUUGCUACCGCGCCCACCAAUGCUUCUUCCGCGAAGGCUCCUCCAUACCAGUCAAGUGGUAUCGUACCGGCAGCGCCGCCUCCUCCUUCCCUUCCUACCAUGCAGGCGUCACUGCCAGCUCGACCUGCUAUUGACGCAUUUGGGGCAGAACCUACGAAAUCCCAGAGAUCUCGGGGAGCGAAGCAGCCUGUCCGAGUGACUAACCCUCCCACAGCACUUGCCGAUCCUUCUGGAGUUCCAGGGAGGUCUUUACUUACUCAAAAGGGCGUGAGACUCCAUUCGACCAGCUCAAGGGUGGCACUACCGCAUCCUGCAAUCCAGGGCGAGGUACUACCCUCGUCCGCGGCAGAAACCUCGCAACGCGUUCACACUGUGAAAAUUGAACAGUUGACAUCCGAUAUUCCUCGAUCUACCGGGGUGUCGAACUCAGAUGCUUUGUCGCACAAACCUCCCUCGGAUCAUGAGGAGUUGCUGGACUCUGAGGAUCUGCAUUCCCAGCUUAAGUCCAGGCCUAUAUCGUCUCUCCCGUCAAGAAAUGGUGCAUCCACGUCAUCGGCUUCUCAGCUCCAGUCAAAUGUAUCAUCUCGCCUUCUGACUGCAAAGGGAACGCACAGUGAUCCAUUUCAGGCAUCGGGCACCGGCUCUGCCCCUCCCUCGGACAGAAACCCUUCUAUCGCAGGUUCGAAAGUACCAGAGGCAGAUGGUGUUGCCUGUCAAAGUGCCGCGCCGCAAAUUCCAUCCUCUGAACUCAGAGCUCUCGCGGUAAAUGGAGGGUCAUCCAUCAUGCCAGGCAAACUACCCUCUCCAGGUCAUUCUCACAUGAUGGACGGUGGAUGGUCCAGUUAUUAUCACGACGACCCUUGGGUCAACACUCCAAGAGCUGAGCGCAUGUCUCCAAUAGAAGAUCGAGUACCGGAGAAAGGUGACCGAAGUUUGCAGACAGACGGAGUCCUUGGUCGACCCGCGGGUGACCAUUGGUCACCUUCCCCAGAUCGUGGCAGAGAUUUACAGCCACGUCAUCGCGGCGACUUCGUUUCGCCCCAAGAUCGCCAUCCUCGUGGCCCGACGAUUCGCAAUCAUAAUCCGGCUCCUGGACCUACUCGGAAAAGGCGACGAGAGAACGACGAUCCUUGGCUUUCGAACGAACAGCCUCCGCUUCACCGGCGUAGGCCCGCAGAGAUGGCACAAGAAACGCGUCGAAUACCAGGUGCUCAGACGCGUCCGGUAGAGCCCCGGUCUCCAUCACCACUUCCUCCACGCAUGUAUGACCCAAGACUAAGAUCACCUACAACGUACUCUGCUCGGGAUGCUGUCUAUGUUGGAGACCCUGCUUAUCCGGAUUAUCCAUCCGACUUACUGCCGCGUAAUGAUAAUUGGUUCUUUCCGAGCGCGUACGACGCUAACGGCAGCCAGCCAUACGAUUACUACGCAUCACAGGAUGAACGACGUCUCGUCUCAGGUCCUGCCGCUAGUGACUCUGUCGCGCAAUCUUCGUCUGUUCAGGAUCGUCCGGGGAACCACUCGUCCGUUGCCGAGUCCGAGUACUUGCAUGAUCAAGGCCGAUCAUCUCUCCUACGGCGCAUGAAGGCACCUGAGCGUCGACAGGCUGGAGGAAGCACCCGGAACGACAAUGACGAUUGGGCGGAUCAUCUUUCAUACUCGCCACCUCUACGCGCAUCUCAACGCGGACGGGGCGCUACCAACCGGAGCCGAGGGAACAGUACGGCAUCGAAAGGUUCGGGGAGGCAGCAACGUCCCACUCUGCAGGAUCGCCUCUCAACCAAUAGCAAACAGAACGGAAAGACGAGCGAUCUUGGAGCCCGUCUGUCUUGA